AUGGCACUUGCCACACCAAGCGGCGAUCUUCCUGCGCUUUCAGAGGAGGAAUGUGAGCGCUUAGCGCAAACCUUUGAAAGGUCACGUGGACCAGAUGGUUUCGUGGAUGCAGCAGAGAGCCAGAGGUUGCUGCGCCGCACCGGAUUGCAGGAGCAGCUGCUGGAAACCAUCUGGGACCUGUCAGAUUUGGACCGUGAUGGUCGCCUUUCGCUUAGAGAGUUUGUGUGCGCCAUGACCCUCGCAGACCAGGCUCGGAAUGGCCAAUCCUUGCCCGUCGAGGUGCACGUGGAGCAGCAGGCAAAUUUGGCUUCUCGUGUGGAGCUGCUCGUGCAAGUUCGGCCACGCAAGGAGGACUUCAGCACUAUUGACACCAGUGCCAGUUUUCGUGGUCCUCCGGCAGGUGGCCUGACAGAUUCAGAGACCGGUUUACCUCAUGCUUCUCCACUGGGUGCGGCACCUGCGCGUGGGCGAGACUCAACCCCUCGGCCUUUGGCAACGGCAGGAGAAGGGCGAGAGCGCACAGCGGAGAUGAAACUACCUGAGACGAAGCUUGGCCAGCUGGCAACGGUGCUCAAGCUCGUCUCUCGCGAAGGGCCUGGAGAUGAGCUACGAAAGCUCUGCCAGGAGGUCCUCGAGGAGCGUCGGCGUCUGGAAAGCCAGCUGGACCGCCGACGUGAGCUCGAGGAAGCGCUGCGAGCAGCCAAAGGGCGCUUGGACGAGGUUCAGGAACGCCAUCGCAACAUGGAGUCGGAGGGCGCUGCCACCAAGCGCCGGAUCUCAUACCUGCAGGUGAGCAUGACAAGCAGCGCUUUUUGA
Messenger RNA from Symbiodinium natans, 816 nucleotides. The record is from the annotation of a GenBank genome assembly. Lineage: Eukaryota; Dinophyceae; Suessiales; Symbiodiniaceae.